This is a messenger RNA of Synchiropus splendidus (mandarinfish), 3890 nucleotides long. It is a transcript of the gene st8sia1, whose product is annotated as ST8 alpha-N-acetyl-neuraminide alpha-2,8-sialyltransferase 1. The transcript is spliced from 5 exons. Gene Ontology annotation, biological process: oligosaccharide metabolic process; N-glycan processing. NCBI's taxonomy places the organism in Eukaryota, Metazoa, Chordata, Actinopteri, Syngnathiformes, Callionymidae. Bases 618 to 1625 code for a protein of 335 amino acids. The record is from RefSeq and is a predicted model, not a curated record. Gene Ontology annotation, molecular function: alpha-N-acetylneuraminate alpha-2,8-sialyltransferase activity.
GACAAAGCUGCCUGUUUCUGAAGCGCCUGACCAUUGACCCGGGAUUCACGAUCCAAACGCGACUCUGGGUUUAAUGAAUAAUGAUUAAUAGCUGAAUCAGUCGUGAAACCGAAGGUCACGUCAACUGGGGCUCACGAAGACCCCGCCCCUUCAUUUGGAACUCGGAAGUCACUCCAUUCGACACCGGAAUUUAUCGGAACCGGGGCUGAUUUGGCCAGUGUCGCCAUCGUGUCCGGAUUGUUUGUUUUUUCUUUUUCUUUUUAAUUCCUACGCGUCUGGGACUCAUGUGUGACAUGCUUUUAUUUUGAAGGCGCACUUCCGCUUCUUCUCCGGCCGUGAUUUCGCUCCGCUGCGACCCUCCCCCCCCCACCCGCAUAAAGAGGCACCUUGUCUCGGUGAGGGCUGUUGGCAGCACGGACCCAGCCCGUCUCACUGCACCGAAGCGGGCCACGCGGCCCCGGAUGGAUGGUUCCGGGGCGCCGGUGAUUCCUCACGCGACGGUGGGUGGAUGCCGCUGAGGAGGCGCGCGCUCUCUUCUCAAGCGACCUUCGCGGGUUGGGGCUCCCUGCCGUCGGCUGCCGUGCACCCGCGUCCUCCUCGGGUCUGAGCGCAGGAAGAUGUCGCUGCGCUGCUGGCGCGGGAAGCUGUCCGCGUGGGCGGCCCUGGCGCUGCUGGUCCUCUGCUGGUUCUACGUCUUCCCCUUCUACAAACUCCCUCGAGACAAGGACGUGGUGGAGGAGGUGCUGCGCCAGCGGGGCGACUGGAAGAAGAACGCGAGCGCCAUCGGUCUCUACAGGAAGCUGCUGACGGAAUGCUGCGACCCCAAGAGGAUGUUUGCCGUCACCAGGGAGAACUCGCCGCUGGGCAAGGUUCUGUGGUACGACGGCGAGUUCUACUACUCGCACACCGUGGACAACCAGACCUACUCCCUGUUUGUCAAGAACAACCCUCUGCAGCUGCCCCUGAAGAAAUGUGCGGUGGUGGGUAACGGAGGCAUCCUGAGGCACAGCAAGUGUGGGCGGGACAUUGACCAGGCCGACUUUGUCAUGCGAUGCAACCUCCCGCCACUGUCGGCGGAAUACGUGGAGGACGUGGGAACCAAAAGCAACCUGGUGACCGCCAACCCCAGCAUCAUCGAGAAGAGGUUCCAAAGCCUCCUGUGGUCCAGAAAGCCCUUUGUGGACUACAUGAAGGCGUACGGCUCCAGCUACGUCUACAUGCCGGCCUUCUCCAUGAGGCCCGGCACUGAGCCCUCCCUGCGCGCCGCCUACACCCUGGCAGACUCCGCCUCCAACCUCACCAUGCUGUUUGCAAAUCCCGACUUCCUGUAUUCAGUGGGGAGGUUUUGGAAGUCCCGCGGCGUGCACGCCAAGCGCCUCUCCACGGGUCUCUUCCUGGUCAGCCUGGCGCUGGGACUCUGUGAGGAAGUCACGGUCUACGGCUUCUGGCCGUUCUCGGUGGACCUGCGGCAGAUGCCCAUCAGCCACCACUACUAUGACAACAUCCUGCCCUACAAGUGGUUCCAUGCCAUGCCGGAGGAGUUUGUCAAGCUUUGGCAGCUACACAAGAGCGGCGCGCUCCGUGUUCGGGUGGGCCAGUGCCUCCACCCCGAGGCAGGGAACUAGACAGGAUGAGGGCGGGGCUUUGUCCCAGCAGCCCCCGGAGCUCCGUCUUUUCUCUGGACCUGCUUCCAACCUGGCUCCCCUGUUACGCGUUAGCAUGAGACCGUCCCGCAGCAGAAGUGAAAUAUUUCUGCCUCCUCGACCCCUGGACGUCUGGCUGGCAAACCUCCAGGGGCUAAUGAAAGUGUUGGGUGGGGGAGGGCUGUGCUCCGUCUCUGGCAGAUGGAGUCAUGGUUGGACACGGACCAGAGAAAGAGGGAGGAUAAUGAAAUGUUGUCGGAGACUAGCUGCCGAUAAAAGCCACCCCGCCCCCCGCCGCCGCCGCCAUGCUGGUGCCAUCUGCUGGAACCGUGACGUCCUCUGAAUGUUGGGCCCAGUCGCCUGGCGUGGCGCCCUUGAGACGAAAAGGGAAAAGAAAAUCAUCAAGUUUACAUGCGUUUGUUUCUGGAAUAUUCUUUGCACUUCACCAGGCUGCGUCCUCCAUCCUGGGCCUGUCCAGUGAGACGGAAGCCAACAUUGAGCUCUUGAAAAUGACAUGUCUGUUUGACCCAGAUAGUGUUGAUGUCUUGCCAAUUGGAUCCUCCGCAAUAGAAGAGCGAACCCCAGGGGGCGCUGGCUCAGCCCUGUGCUCUCCAUGGGUGGGAUCAAGAACCUGCACCAACGCCGUGAGCCAAGAGACACACGUUUUCACUUUGAUCUCCCUGGAUUCAGUGGUGAAGUAUCAACACCUCAGCCAGCUCUGAUUCCCUCUCACGCAAAGGUUGAACGAGGGCAACGCCUGCGGCUCAGGCAGCGUUGUUGGAUGUUGAAGGUCAUCCAGGUUGGUGGGUCGCGGCGGAACAUAGAGGUGACCCUGCUGGAGGAGAGGCGCUGACUGGGCCACUUUUUCAUGUGAAGUAUGUGGAUGGGGCGGGUCUCCAUUUUGUUGUUAAUGAAGUUACGCCAAUCUCCUGGCAGGAAGUGAAUAGAGGAGCGUCUAUUGUCCUAUAAAAAGGGAGCCACUCUUUGACGCUGCAAAACUGUAACAGCAUCAAGGUUCAUGGUCUUCUUGGCGUCACUGGAGCCUUCAAGGUGCUGCGUCUGCACAUUUGAACUUCAACCCUCAUACUGCAAACGUUUGUCUGCCCUGCCCAUUACAGGGUUUGGGAUGUUUCUCCUCUCUCAUUUGGAAUGUGAGUUAUGAGCCGCCUCAGAAGCACCUUCAGACUGGUGACUCACGGUCAGGAGGAACGUCCUGCUCAUGUGCGAUAGGACGGUACGGUUUGGAAGGAUCCCCCGAUGUUGCACGAGCUUUCAUUUAGGAUUGGCCAUCAGGUGACCUGCGAGCCAGACUCGCACUUUAGCUUCAUCCUGAUGGACUUCUCCUCUUCGUAUCUGCAGCUGCUACGAGCUCACAACAAACAGAAGCUUCUGCGCGAGCGGCUCACGCCGUCAGCAGACAUGGAGGUGGACUCUGUGAUUUUAGCUCCCACCCAAGUCUGGUGUUCCGCUCUAAACGGCGGUCGCCUCACCGCGUCCAGCUUUCCUCCACGUGUUAACAUUGAUGCUAAAGAGCAGCCGCCGGUGACAUUGGCAGCUAGAAGAGCUCCGAGUCUGUCCUUUGACUUUGGGUCACUCCGUGUCAUCGGACUCAUUCUGCUGCUCUGCCUCGUCUCGCAUGCAGAUACCGGCAUGUGGCUUCCUGAAACCAGCCAUCGCAUUUGUGGGAAGCAGGACGAGGCAGAGCGGCGGCUCAUGUGACUCCAGCACGCUGUCGUGAAGGGCAGCCGAGGACUUGUGCAUGGACACAGCAUGGCGGGACUUUCCACUCAGGCUGCUAUCUUCUGGUACUGUGCCUUCAGCUGUACUGAGGCAAACAAGCGUUUGGUUUUGGAUGAGAAGUGAAUGGAAAGUGUGUUCUGGGACGAGACGGUUGUGUUGUUUUUCUCCUCCAUUGUCGGGACUGACUGACUUGAAAGUGCAUGGCUGCGCCGCUCCCCGGCAGUUGGCGCGCUACUUUGGUUUCAGCAGAACGUGAAACUCUCUUUGCACUGUGGGACUCUCGGAGGCCAAUUUCCCCAAACCCGUCAGGUCUUAAUAAAUUGCUGCGUAAAAUGUGAAGUGCGUCUUUUUUGCCGCGCACUCGUGGUCACGUGGUUCUCAAAAAAGGCCUUCAACUCUUGUUUUCAUGUCUCUGUCGCCCCCGAGACCUGGGGUGGGCAAAGUGCGGCCCGGGGCCACACGAGGUCGCAGCAUGAUUUGAAUUCCAAAUAAAGCUAUUUAUGUUUA